Molecule: messenger RNA, 4173 nt
Organism: Carcharodon carcharias (great white shark)
Lineage: Eukaryota; Metazoa; Chordata; Chondrichthyes; Lamniformes; Lamnidae
Gene: fam114a2
Product: family with sequence similarity 114 member A2
Exons: 14
Coding region: 224-1870 (548 amino acids)
Source: RefSeq, a predicted model, not a curated record
ACAGGUGAGAGGGGAGUGAGGCAGCUGUCAACUGCCGGUCGGCGCGGCUCUCAUAGCCCAUUGGGCUGGUUCUGUGAGGCACUGGGUGUGGAGCUCAGACGGCAUGGAGCCGAUCAAACUGCAGUGAAAGUCCGACUGACUGCUGGUCAUUAUUGACUGUCGGGGGACAGGGUAUAAGCUGGUGUCUGCAUCUAUUUAAACAGUGUACAUCCCACUAUGAGGUAUGUCAGAAAUGGAGGGCACAGGGAUGACAGAGGUGCCUGUGGAUGAAGAACCUGUGGCUUCGGAAGGAAGUGUUGCAGCUGUUAGGGAAAAAGAGCGCAAACAAGAUGUUGAAUUAGAACAGCAAUCUGAGACUGAAAUUGGCAAGAACACUACAGACAAUGCCCAAAAUGAGGCAUGUGGGUCUGCUGAUUGCAUUCCUGAAAGCAGUACUAGUAAAGGGAUGGAGUCAGUCAGUAUGACAAGAAAAAGACCAGAGUCAAAGGGAUCCGGCCAACAUGGGUUAACUGAACAACAACCCUUGGGAGUUGCUGACAAAGCGCAAGAGCUCUCUAGUCAAGAGGCAGGAAGUUGGGGCUACUGGGGAAAUUGGGGAAAGUCACUGCUUACUACAGCAACAGCCACAGUUGCAUCUGUUGGUCAUGGGAUUUCCCAUGUGAUUGAGAAAGCUGAGUUGUCUCUUGGGAUUCCCAGCCCCACAGAAGCUUCAGCAGAAGUGAAAGUGUCUGAUGGAGACAAAGCAGAAUUGGAGAACUGUAAGGAUAGCCCGAAAGCUGAGAGCGAAACCUCCUCUCCAACUGGUGGAGCAUUUGGGAUGUUCUCCACCAUCACUAGUGCAGUUCAGAGCACUGGGAAAACUGUACUAAGUGGUGGUUUGGAUGCGCUUGAAUUUAUUGGUAAAAAGACCAUGGAUGUUAUUGCAGAAGGAGAUCCAGGAUUCAAGAAGACAAGAGAACUAAUGUACAGAACAACCACAUUGUCUCAGGUUCUGCGAGAGGCAAAAGAAAGAGAACAGCAACAAACAGCUGAUGAGGUUUCUGUGGAUACAGAAAAGAAAGCUCAUUAUGGAAUGUUGUUUGAUGAGUUUCAAGGUCUAUCUCAUCUGGAAGCUUUGGAGAUUUUGUCAAGUGAGAGUGAAGUAAAAGUUAAAUCAGUACUGAAUGCCCUGACUGGAGAAGAUUUGGAAAAAUUAAAGGAGGAGUUGGCAGCUAUUAAAGAAGCCUUUUAUUUGGUUGAAUUUGAUGAUGAGGAUGAAGAAGAGCAUAAAGGGGAUGAUGGGUCUGGAUUUGUGAAAGAACUGUCUGAUUUAUUAUCGGAGCUGAAUAUCACUGCAACGCCUGACAAACUGGGCAAAGCCAGAAAGCAUGCACAUGAUCGUUUAAUUGAAGUGAAUUUUAUCUCGCCUGUGCAAAUAGAAGAGAUUUCAGAAGAUCUAGAGAAGAAAGGACAGAGUGAAGGACCUGAUGACUUGAGCAAAGAUCACAAAUUUUCAAUUGAGAAUAUCCAUGCAUCUGCUAUCAGAAGCCUGGCGGAACUCACUGCUCGAUCCAUUGAACAGUUCCAUAAAGUGGCAGUACUCAUUCUUCACAGUCAGGACAAAGAUGCAGGCACAUUGGACCGUGCCAAAACUCUGUCAAAAGUGACCAUUGUCUUAUGUAAGGAAGUGGCUGCUCUUUCUAAACAAUUUACCUCCUGCCUGACAAGAAUGGGGGUUAAAGAGAAGGUAGAGGUUCUUAAUCCAUUAAUUACUGGAGUAUUUUUGGAGGCUUCUAACAGUGCAACUUACAUUCAGGAUGCAUUCCAGCUCCUGCUUCCAGUUCUUCAAAUGUCUCAAAUCCAGAUUCGCUUGGACACCACUACACACUGACUGGCUUAAUUUACUUGUCUGAUAUGAAAUCUUCAUGAAUUUUAUGCCAAAAACUUACCUAGCAGUGUGGAUUAUUUUAGGAUGCAUUUUGCAACAAUCAGAGUUAUGUUAGUCAUGGAUUCUGAGGGGAGGUGAAGUUCAACGGAGGGAAGAAGAAAAAGUCCCCCCUCAGAAUAAAAAGCUUCAAUGAAUCAAUGAAUCCAGCUUUUAAAAAAAAAAAUGUUUUCUCUCUUCAGUCCCAUUUCUGCAAGAAUGUACCAUGAUAUUCAGAUAUUAAAGUCCAGCAUAUGAUCUGAUGCUCAGAUUUUCUUAAAAUCAAACCUUUUGUCUUUGAGUGACAGCUUCAUGCUCCUUGUAAUUAAUUGCCUCUAAAUUUAUUUUUCAGCACCCAGUAUAAAGUAAUAGCUAUACAUAACAAAAGUUAUUUUCAUUAUUAUCUUUUUACAGUAUGAAAUAUUAAUUUGGCAUUGCUAUAUAAAUUAUGAAGUGCUGUCUGUACUUGGGUAAAAGUAAAAUUUUUGAGACCAACUUUUUAGGCCUAAAGUCAUCAGCUAAACUUUUAACACGGGUAACUUUUUCGAGGGGUUGACUUGUGCUUGAUUUGGGCCUAAGUGAAAUCUAAAAUAGACCAUCGUAAUGGAAUAAAGUAAAAAAAAAUUUAAUAACAUUAAAGCCUUCGUAUUAUUAACUAACAUUUAUUUAUUUUAUAACAUUACAAACCAUAAAUAAAAACAAAAUUUAAAUGUAUAAAUGUUUUAAGCAUUUACAAUGAAACCAAAUCAUUAAUAUCGUCAGGAUUAUACUUUGGUUUUGAAAUUGUUGGGCUUUGUUUCCCUGAAAAACUGGGGUCAACUUUUACGGGAGGUAUAUGAAAAAUUACAUUUUUCAGGCCAAAAUUAUGGGGUCAACUUUUACAUGAGAUCAACUUUCAUGCAAAUAUAGAUGGUAAAGGAGAAUGCAUGAAAGUGACCGAACUGUAGAAAAAUACUGUGCCACCAGUUUUUUUUUGUUGUGCCAGGCUGACCAUUUAACUAAAUGCACUUUUAGGUAAUCUGUAUUUUCUUAUCGUGUACCUCAAAUAUUUCAAAGAAAUGCAAUGAAUUACUUUGAAUUGACAUGUAGAUAAAUACAAAAUCCAUGCUGAGAGAAGUUCAGGAGAGCAUUGUCCAUUUUUCAUUCAGAUGAGUUGUUAUACCAAGGUCUGAUCUGUCUGAUUCUAUAGUUCAAGCUCUCAUAGCACUAUUCAAAGAGCAGCAGGGAGCCAUGUCAGUUUCCUGGCUGACAUUGUUCCUUCACCAAUACUUUUAAUAGAUAAGCUAGUCUCUCACCUUGUUGUGCCACAGCAACUGCAGUUCAUUAUACUUGAAAUGCAAUGGCACAUUGACUGGCUUUUGAUUGAAAUAUGCGUUUUGUGGUAUGUCUCUAUGUAAGACAAGAAAAUGCAAGAGGUUGUUUUUACAUAACCUAUAUUGAUAUCAACCCAUAAUUAGGAUAAAGUAUAUUUGUAACAGCAACAUUAAACUGUUAUUUGCCCCCUUCCAACAAAGGAUAAAAAGGCUUUUGAGUUUUGAAACCUGUUCUUUUGCUGCUCUGUUGUCUAGUUAUGCAACACAUUUAUACUGUAUUGUCUUAAAUUGAGCACCAAUAAAUUAUUCAACUACAACUGCAGCAGUAUUGUAUAUAUGCAUCCAGAUGUUGGAUGAUACUUCAUUGUCAGUUAUUUGGGUUCCUAUUCAUUAGCUGUUGCAAAUUAAAGUGGCUGGUUCCCUUAACUGAGCCCAGUAUUGCCUGGAGAAAUUUGUAUUUACUUAACCUUACUUUCAAUUUCAGGAAGUUUGUGGUCGCCAAGGAAUGCAGGGAAAUGCAAAACUAUUUCAUUUAUUAUAAAUAUUUUGCAUUUUCAUUUAAUGUCUGUCAUACCUAGUGAUGAUGUAUGUUUCCAUGGCUUCAUUUGUUUCCUUUGUAAACAAAACACUAUCAGAACUUCAUGAUUUAUUGGACUUUAUCUUGUUUUCAUGACUUUCGAGAAUCCGUUCUUCAUGACUUAAAAAAAUGAUUGCUUCAAAUCAACUUAUUUAUGUUCAACUUGUAAAAUGGAACAUUAUGUAAAAUUCUUUUUUGUAAAGCUUUUUAUAUUACAAAUGGAUUGUGGUAAUCAGGAAAUGAUAAAUUUAUUGGGGCUUAUCUAGUUUAUUAGCCAUUACCCAGUAAUAAUGUGCAAAAUAUGCUUAGCGAUAAGUCACUGAAUGUAGAAUUUAUUCCAUGAGCAAGUGUCAUUGAAUAAAUCAGUUGUGUGCUGGUUA